Episyrphus balteatus (marmalade hoverfly) is the source of this 3388-nucleotide messenger RNA. It is a transcript of the gene BBS9, whose product is annotated as protein PTHB1. The record is from RefSeq and is a predicted model, not a curated record. Gene Ontology annotation, cellular component: membrane; BBSome. NCBI's taxonomy places the organism in Eukaryota, Metazoa, Arthropoda, Insecta, Diptera, Syrphidae. The transcript has 10 exons. Gene Ontology annotation, biological process: cilium assembly. The coding region runs from base 551 to 3376 and encodes 941 amino acids.
UCGUGGCUAAUAUUUUCUAAACUGGUUCCGAUAGAAAUUUUUUCUAUUUGGUUUUAGUACAGUCAUAAGUUUAGCUAUCAGCCAUUUUAGGUUUAUCCAUUUUUUACCGGACACCCUGUAUACAGAAUUUUGACACGGAAGUUUGGAAUAACGUUGCCAUUGCGUAAAAUAUUUACUUAAUUCAACUCGAUGAACAGAAAAACAUUAAUUUGUUAUUUGAGAUAAACAUCGAGUUAAUCAAAAAAUAAUUAAAUAAUUUAACAAUUUGCAAAUAGCGCCAAAAGAACGUUGUUAGUACCUAAUAUUGAAAAUACUUCGGAACGACCGAAACGAGCAGAAAACGCUAUUUAAUAAAAAAAAAAUGUUCCUAGGAAAUUGCUUUUGCCCGCAUGCAUUCAAAGUAAUCAAACAAACAUUCAGUUCAACUAUGCGCACGAUAUUUUCGCCGUUAGCAACCAAAUGGGCAAACAAUUAGUUGAAUAUUUUUAAAUCACAAUUUGUUUCGAGAAAGAAGUUUUUAUUGAAGUAAAGUAAUUUCUUUGAAAUAAAAAUGUCACUUUUCAAAGUAAGAACUUGGUGGACAGCACAAUGCACCGAUAUUGAAGAAAACUACGACAUUGCAAGUCUCUUAUGCACCCGUUUCGGCCUUGAAGACACCGAAAAGGACUACAUUGUGGUCGGAUCACAAAAUGGUCUUUUAAGUAUCUUCUAUCCUAAUCCGCCCCAAUUCGAUGCAAACCACAACUUUGAGCAAUUCCAUGCUACGGAUUUAUUACUCGAGUGUCAGAUGAAGGCACAAAUUUUAGCUGUUCUUUCCGGACGUUUCUCUGGGACCUUCUCCAGUGAGAAUACAAAUCAACUUGCAAUUUUGCAUCCGAACAAUUUGGCAAUUUACAACCUGACAACUGUGGACGGAGUCGCCGACCAUGGAAACCAUUCCCAACUGCAGACGGUGGUUGAGCAUACGUUCGCGCGAACUGCAUUCUCUUUGUGCAAAGGACAUUUUGGUCAAGUAAAAGGGCGUGAGUUUUUAUGCAUUGGACAUUUGGACGGAAGUCUGACAUUUUACGAGCAAGAAGGGAUCUCAUACGAAUGCAAUUUGCCAGGACCAAGGCCAUUGCCUAGUCCGUUAGUUUAUGUGGAACGGACCGACUCAUUUCUGCGUAUCAACUCGUCCUGGCAUUUGGAGAGUUUUAGUUAUCAGGAUUUAUCACACUCGGCCAUCAAUAAGUCGGAUAUAUCUCCAGUUUGGUCCUUUUGUUUGGGCGAAGGGGUUUUGGAUAUAAUUCCCGUACAAGUUAAGGAAGCAUCCACAUCGAUUAUGAUACUUGGAGAAAGAAACCUUAUAGCUGUUAAUGAUCAUGGGGAUGUGGAGUUCAUUUUGAAAUUGGAAUUUUCUCCAAAGUGUUUUUGUUCUUUUGUUGUUGGAUAUUAUUGGGAACCCGACACUCGUUUAUUAACUGCAAUUGUCUCCGAGAACUCCAAACUAUUCAUCUAUCAGGACACUAAUUUAGCAUGGGCAGCUCAAUUAGAAGACAUCCCUGUUGCCCUGCAACGUUCCAACCUACACAAUCUACCCGGUGGCAUAGUAACCCUCGGUCCCACGGGCUUACUAAAAGUCUCCUACCUCGGAUCCGAACAGCACGUUUUCCAAGUUCCACCUCUAAAUACCGAAGAGAUAAAUUUCGAACGUGCCCACAAAGAACUCCUUCAACUCGAGGACGAAAUAAAACAAGCUAUCGAUUUGGGUGACAUCGAUGUGAUUAAUCAAAUGGCAGAAAAUGAUCUAGCUCUCGAAUUUCGAAUUGGUCCCGAACUAAACGAAUGCAAUUUCGAAAUACCCCAAGAGCUCACCAGCAUUCCCAUGUGCUCAGGAUAUCUUAAAUUCAAAUCGACUGCCGCACUCGAAGAAAUUCAAAUUGCUAUCUCAACACCUGAAGCUAUACGUUGUUCUCUCGAUACGAUGACGUAUAAUGAAGUCCUUGCAAAUACCCAACAAGAAUUGCAAAUGCAAUUCUAUCUGGCUGAAAAUUUGCAUAUUGAAACAUCCAAAGUUGAGCUUUUGGUAUCGUUCAUAAAUAAACAGGGUAUACCACGGGUGUUGACUAAAACAGGAUAUUUGCCAUUGGCGAUGUUGUACAAGAGUGCUCCGCCCCAGAAGACAGCCUCCCUCAAAGUCACACUAAACAUCAAUUCCAAGUCGAUUGCACCAAAAUUGUCUAGUUUCUUUCCGGAAUUCUGCAGUACCGAUAAUGAUGUCCAGGCUUUAGGAUUAAGUCUGCUGCAGCAGCAGGAGUCAUCUGAUGACAAUGCGAUUGUGACAAUUGUCACCGCAAAGAAUUCCAAAAGGAUUCGGAUACAGUCGGAUAGUAUGGAGGCACUGCCAUUGGUCCUGGAACGAAUUGUAAAUAGAAUCAAUGAAGUGGAAGUAAAACGGGAGGAUGCAAUCACUCGGAAAGGACGAAAAGCCAAGAAGACACUUCUGGCUGGGGGCGGUGGUGGAGGAGAUGAUGAUGGGAGUACUAAGGCAGUUAUAGCAGGUCCCAAUAUCCCGUUCGAAGAGAUUCUAAGUCGAAUGGAUGCUCAUCAUUCGAUUCAGGAGGACAUUCGCAAACAGAUGGCUCUAAUGGAUGCACUUUGGAAUCAAUUUAAAUUAUUCCAACGUUCGCUGCAAUCGAAGGUUGAGGGCGAACCAACAGACGGUUUAUUAAUGCUGAUUGAAAAGAAUUAUGAUGAUUUGGUUACAGAAGGUGAUAAGUUGGUGGAGCUAAGAUGUGCUGAAAAGGAUCACCGAUGUAAACUAUCUUGCGCACUUGCUGUUGCAAAAAUAAUGAUAUCUUGUUUAACGAUUGGAACCAAAAUUUCCAAUUUCACAACAUCUAUUCUAGUAACACCUGUGGAAGAUUGGACCGAACUGAGUUGGGAACAAUCAAUGGCACCCGGUAUUGAUAUGCUUCAUCAUUAUGGUCCAUUAAAUCGAUCAAAAUCAGCAGGAACUCAAAUAUCUAAUACAGAUAUAUCUCAUGAACAAUUUGAAUACGAUCGUUUUCGACGUCAUUUCUUAACACUUUUUGAACGAAUAUGUCGUUUGGCGGCAUCUGUCAGUGAUACAAAGAAGUUAAAAGAUAUCGAAGUUGAAAAGUCAAAUGAAUUCACUGUGGAAGAAGAAGAAACCGAACGGCAGAAGGAACCUGCUACAUCUAUGAAAAUCAGAAAGCAUCAAAGAUUAGAAGCACUUGAAGAUGAUGAAGAAGAAGACGACGAUGGUACCGAUUUAGAUAAACGACCUGAAAGUGACUGGUUAAAUACCGGAUCAAAUGAAAGUAGUGAUAUUUUAGCCAAUAUGUUGUUAAAAAAUAACGUUUUAGUAAAUUAAAUAAAAAAAUUG